Cyprinus carpio (common carp) is the source of this 2819-nucleotide messenger RNA. RefSeq names its product paired mesoderm homeobox protein 1-like. Gene Ontology annotation, molecular function: DNA-binding transcription factor activity, RNA polymerase II-specific; DNA binding. The coding region runs from base 197 to 919 and encodes 240 amino acids. Gene Ontology annotation, biological process: regulation of DNA-templated transcription. The transcript has 5 exons. NCBI's taxonomy places the organism in Eukaryota, Metazoa, Chordata, Actinopteri, Cypriniformes, Cyprinidae. The record is from RefSeq and is a predicted model, not a curated record.
GGUCUUUAUAGUUCUGUUAAGUUCCACAAAGUUUUAGACUAGGUUGAUGGAUAAGUAGCUAUCAUAGUCAAGAAAAGGCAACGAAGACAUCGGUUUGGAGGCGCUGUUUCUUAUGAGUUUGUCAUCAAAUUUACGCAAGGAGGACCUGUUUGGUUAACCUAAUAAACAUUUUUUUCUCUUGCGUCGUAUUUGCGUCAUGACUUCUAGCUAUGCACAUGUAAUGGACAGACAAGCAACCAUAUCCAGUAGACUGGAGAGUCCCAUUACAGCCAACCUGGAAAACCUGCAAGCCAAAAAGAACUUCUCGGUGAGCCACCUGUUGGAUCUAGAGGAAGCUAGAGAAAUGGUCGGCUCUCAUGCGGACGAAAGUGUUGGCGAAACGGGCAGGACUAUGCUGGAAUCUCCGGGUUUAACCAGCGGCAGUGAUACAACACAACAGGAGAAUGAGCAGCUGAACUCAGAAGAAAAGAAGAAGCGGAAACAACGGAGGAAUAGAACCACAUUCAAUAGCAGCCAGCUGCAAGCGCUGGAGCGAGUGUUUGAGCGGACACACUACCCAGAUGCCUUUGUUAGAGAAGACCUGGCACGCAGGGUCAAUCUCACCGAGGCUAGAGUUCAGGUGUGGUUCCAAAACAGACGGGCAAAGUUUCGGCGCAAUGAGCGGGCAAUGCUGGCCAGUAAGAACGCUUCACUUCUCAAAUCGUACUCAGGCGACGUAACAGCGGUGGAGCAACCUAUCGUCCCCCGUCCCGCACACCGUCCGAACGACUACCUGUCCUGGGGGAGCGCUGCCCCAUACAGAUGGUACCCAAGGCCGGAGGGAGGGCCAAUGCGAGUGCCACAGAAAAUGCUGCCCACAGAAACACCAUGGCAACCUACCCACCCUCUUGUGCCAACACCACUUCCACACAGGGAAUGAAUAUGGCCAACAGCAUUGCUAACCUGAGACUGAAGGCCAAAGAGUACAGCCUCAACCAGGUGCCCACUGUCAACUAAGCCUGAAACAAGGGACGAGAUGAGGGGACAAAGAGAAGCAAGAGACGUUGAGAAGAGAAGAACAAAGAGGAGCUGGAUUAGUUUGGCCUUCUGCAGUGUCAGAGCAGAGUGGAUUUGACUUUUCGCCUCCUCCUAAAACAAUGGAAUUGCAUUGGUGUCCCUCUCAUUUGGCACAGAUGAAGGUAUGUUUUUGAGAAACUUAAUCUCAUUUUGUACUGAUCCGAAGAUUGUAAAGACUGCGCAAGGUCUGCUCUUUGGAGAACAAAUCAACGAGCAGGACUCCGCUAAAUCCGUAAGAAGUAGCAGACAGAGCGUGUGGAUGUUGUAAGCUGUUCUUUCCAUGUUCUUUUUUUGGCUUUAUUUUGGGUCGAACCGGACGGAAAGUAAAUAUACUUUCAUGGCAAACAAUGGUGGACUGUUGUUCACCAUUCACCACUGAAUAGUUUAAAUUACACAAGAAGUUUAUUGCUGAGAUUUGGCAAAAUAGUGACCCAAAAUGUCUCCACGUCUACAUCCAUUAGAAUUAAGACAAAUUUGUGGACUUUAAUCAGUAAAAAUGAGAUGUUUAAAACUAUCAAUGCUGAUGGGAACAUUGGGGUCGGAUUACAUCCUUUAAUGUCUUGAAUAUUACACCACUGUUUAAGGUAAAUACUGUGCCCCAUGGUGACCUAUGUAUAUGCUCACAGUGCAUUAAUACAACUAUUUUUCAGUUUUUCAAAGGAUUAUAUGAUUUUUUUUUUUUUUUACCAAUUAUACUUUCCUUCUUAUAUUUGGAAACCAUAUGGUAAUAAAACAUUUCAAGCAAUAAAUCUUAUACUGUUGUGUUAAAUCCCGCAGCUGAAGAGGCAUGCAUAUUUGUUUUUGCUGUUUUUGUUAAAUGCUCAUAUCUGAGAAACUGUUGCAGGCAACAGUAUUAUUACUUCAACAUGACCUUACAAAAUAUAUCCGUAUGUUACAUUUCUUGCUUUAUGUUAGUCAAAACACCAAUGCUACAAAAUAAAUAAUCCAAAAUGAAUUUUGUUUCAUAUUAUAGAUUUUGAUGGUUAUCAGUGUUCUUUAAAUUGUGUCCGAUACAAUGUGAGAGAAAAAUAUGGUUUAAAAUGUAUCCUAUGAUAUAUUAAGAUAAUUUUUGACCUGUUCAAGUUUUUUGUAGGUUAAGUCUUUCUGUGGAAAACUCUAAGCAACACACCCGUGUUUUUAGAAACAAUUUUAGAGCAUCAUACAAUACUAUGCAAUGCCGCUGAGCUAUGCUUUUCUGGUUGUGUUUAUUCUGUCUAAACAUCUCAGAACUUUUUGUUUUAACAAAUGUUGAUUCUUCAUGGUUUGCAUAUUUACAAAGAAAGAAAAUGCCCCACCAAUUCAAAUCAAAUUCAAUUUAUGAUAUUUUUUUUUCAUAUGUUUCAAUUGAUUAUUCUCAAUUUAAUUGCAAAUUCAAUCAUUUAUUGACAGAAGCUGUUUACAUUGAUGGAGUAGUGUUAUAUUUUUCUUUAACAUAUGCACUGAACAUGUGUUACUCAAUAUGUUAAGUACAGAUUAGAUCCUAGAUCUGAUACACAAUGUGUUGAAAAUAACUUUUUGGGCAACAUCUGUAACUUUAUUUGUUUAUGUGUGUGCAUGUCUAUGACGUGAUCACUUUGGGGAAAUUUAGAGCGUUUAAGUUUAAAUCUGGUUACCAAUUAUUUCCUAUAUAAUACAAGUAGAUAGCCACAAUGGUAGGUAAUUGUCCAAAAUGUCCAAUGGUAAUUUUUAUGUCAGCAUGAUGGGAAGCGAAUCCCAGUUACCCCUAUAUUUCUACGGGGGAAAUAAAAUACAGAAAGAAAGUA